Molecule: messenger RNA, 832 nt
Organism: Coregonus sp. 'balchen'
Lineage: Eukaryota; Metazoa; Chordata; Actinopteri; Salmoniformes; Salmonidae
Source: the annotation of a GenBank genome assembly
AUGGGGAGACGGGCAGCUGACCUGACCACUCCUGUGCCAGUACUGGGAGUUUCCGCCCUGGUGGGGGUGCGUGGUUGGAGGACAGCAGGGGGGGAGAGGGCUGGUGGAGAGCUGCCACUGACAUGGGGUCCCCAGUGCAGCAUCGGAGUGCAGACUUCACCCGGCGUGAGAGCACCCAUUCUGCACGGGACAAAACUAACAGGGACAUUCCCCAGCCAAUCAGAAAGCAGGAUUACUCCUACAUGCAAUGGCUACAUCCCAAAGGAGGCAAAGGAAGAGGAGGGGAUCAGACGGACUAAGAGUGUCAGACAAAGAGGUGUUAUUCCAAAACAGAGGAGUUUAGAUACCAAGACCAAAAAGGGUGUGACUUUUGAAGAGAUUUCCAGUGAGCUCACAGAGAAUGUGGUCUUCAACCAAUGGAAAAGUGGAACUUAUUGCUAUGCCCAAGCAAUCAAGACUAACACACACCUAUCAGGGGGCGUGGGGAAUGGCAAGAUCAAAGGGAGGCGGGACUUGCGCUACACAAAUGGCAGCGUAGUUGACUCGGAGGCUAUAGGAGGGAUUUGUAUGGAUGGCAUUGAUGAGGCGGAGCCUGUCUCGACCAUGUCCUCUCGAGGAGGGGACAAAUCAAAACCUAAAGAACAUUCUGUGGCACAUUCAUAUUGUGGGAAUGCAAAACGACCACCUGCUCCCCCACCUCUCUGGAUGCCCCAGCGGAUGUGCAUACACUGUGGAGGGAGACAGACUGUGGUCCCUGGAGCUGGAGAUGGAGCUGCCAGUCUGGAAAUUAAGAGCCCUUCCUCUGCAUGCCCUGAAGGAACAACAGCAAUGA